Molecule: messenger RNA, 1336 nt
Organism: Procambarus clarkii (red swamp crayfish)
Lineage: Eukaryota; Metazoa; Arthropoda; Malacostraca; Decapoda; Cambaridae
Gene: Ctu1
Product: Cytosolic thiouridylase subunit 1
Biological process (GO): tRNA wobble position uridine thiolation
Cellular component (GO): cytosolic tRNA wobble base thiouridylase complex; mitochondrion
Molecular function (GO): tRNA binding
Source: RefSeq, a predicted model, not a curated record
UCCUGAAAGCACCUCAAAGGAAGUCUAUAGUAGUGUAGAGGACCCGUGUAGACUUGUGGGAGGCCUCUAGUACUACAGAGGACUUGUGGGAAGCCAAGAAUCAUUACUUUAGAGGACUCAUUUGCCUGGCUUGGCGCCUUCUUUAAGAUAAAUGCUUGCCUAAGUAGAAAAAAUGCCAAUAAAGUGUAAUACCGGUUGCCAGAGGAAUGCUGUAUUAAAGCGACCUAAAACAGGAGAUGCUCUUUGUAAAGAAUGCUUCUUCUGGGCCUUCGAAGAAGAGGUGCAUCAUACUGUCAUUGCAGCAAAUCUCUUCACCCCAGGCGACUAUGUUGCCAUUGCAGCCUCAGGGGGAAAGGACUCUACAGUGUUGGCAUAUACUAUGAAGCUAUUAAAUGAUCGAUAUCAUUAUGGCCUAAAGUUAGUAUUGCUCUCUGUGGAUGAAGGAAUCACAGGUUAUCGGGAUGAUAGCUUGGAGACAGUGAAGCGUAAUGAACAACAGUAUGAAAUCCCUCUCAAGAUUGUAUCAUACGAAGAAUUAUAUGGAUGGACAAUGGACCGCAUUGUGCAACAGAUUGGACUAAAAAACAACUGUACAUUUUGUGGUGUGUUUAGAAGACAAGCAUUGGACCGUGGAGCCAGUUUACUGAAGGUUGACAAGAUUGUGACCGGACAUAAUGCAGAUGACAUCGCUGAGACAGUCUUGAUGAAUAUUUUGCGAGGUGACAUUGCCAGACUUCAGAGAUGUACAGCUAUAGUAACUGUGAGUGUGGGUUCUGAAGGUACAAUCCCAAGAUCUAAGCCAUUCAAGUAUACAUAUGAGAAGGAAAUUGUUAUGUAUGCUUAUUUUAAGAAGCUGGAUUAUUUUUCAACUGAAUGCAUUUAUUCACCAAAUGCCUAUCGUGGAUAUGCCCGAUCAUUCUUAAAGGACUUAGAGAAGAUUAGGGCAACUUCUAUCAUUGACAUUAUUCAUUCAGGUGAGUGUUUCUCUGUGCGUGAGGGUGUCAAACUUCCAACUCAAGCAACAUGUGCGCGUUGUGGCCAUAUCUCUUCCCAGCCAGUAUGUAAAGCUUGUGUACUUCUUGAGGGUCUGAACAAGGGCAAACCAAGACUUGGGAUUGGCAAAACUUCCAAGAUUCAAGAGCAUAUGGACAACAAUGCAAAAGAGAAAUCUGGCAGUGGGUCCGCACCUAACUGUCACAACUCUGUCGCUGAUGCAGGCAGGCUCACUCUGCAUGCUAAAAGCAAAAAUUUAGAUUUUUGACGACUGCUGAGUAUAUUUAAUGCUAAGAAGAUUAUAUUAAACUUUUACAAAUUUUAAUAAAUAUUAACAUAUUAA